AUGGCAGAUGAAAUUGUUUCUCGAUAUGCUAACCUUCAUCUGGAUGAAGAGGAGGGUGGCGUUGUUGACUUAGGUGUGGUGGAAUCUGAACAAUUGACGGAGAAGUUUAAUUUGAUGCUAAUAGGCAGACUCGUAACUAAUAGACCAUAUAACGUGGAGGCGUUCAAAUCGACGAUGAUUAAGGUUUGGACCCUAUCGAACAAAUUGAUUAUUAGAACUUUGAGCCCUAAUCUUUAUGUAUUCCAAUUCUUCCAUUGGAGGGAUAAGGAGAAAGUUUUGACGGGUAGACCAUGGUGUUUCGAUAAUAUGUUACUGGUGCUCAAAGAGAUUGAGGGAGGCGAACAACCCGAGCAAGUGUCUCUGUUCCAUUCCCCUUUUUGGGUUCGACUAAGAAAUUUGCCAUUUAAUUGUCGAUCGGAUAAUGAUGUGCGUGAGCUGGUGAUAAAUUUGGGGGAUUUAAUGGAGAUUGAAAAAGAUGUUUUGGGGCUUGAUCGGUUUCGGAGAGUGAGGGUAAUGAUUAAUGUGCCGAAACCAUUAAGAAGAUAUCAAAAAAUCAGAGAUAAGGGAGGCAAAGAGGCUAUUGUUGAAUUUACAUAUGAACGCCUUCCUUUUUUCUGUUAUGCGUGUGGUGUCAUAGGCCAUUCGGAGCGAGAUUGCGCGAUGAUUUCUGAAGAAGCCAAGAAGAAGCAGUUGGAGUGGGGGAGAUGGCUUAAGGCAUCUCCUAGAAAGGGGAGAAUGAAGGAGCUAGAGGAGGUGGAGGCGGUUUUAUCAACUCGAAAACAAUUCUUUAUUACUCGACAUAACAAGGUGGAGGAUGAUGAAAUUGCUAAUAAGGAAGUGCAGGAGCUUGAUGUGUUAGAGGGGAAUGGGUAUUUUGAGCAGCCUGGUUCGAUGAGUAGGAAGAAUAAAGAGGUUUAUGGGGAAGUCACCUCUGACGUGCAUUCGAAGCCCUCUUGGAAGUGA
Messenger RNA from Chenopodium quinoa (quinoa), 963 nucleotides. RefSeq lists its product as uncharacterized. Gene Ontology annotation, molecular function: nucleic acid binding; zinc ion binding. The record is from RefSeq and is a predicted model, not a curated record. The coding region runs from base 1 to 963 and encodes 320 amino acids. NCBI's taxonomy places the organism in Eukaryota, Viridiplantae, Streptophyta, Magnoliopsida, Caryophyllales, Amaranthaceae. The transcript has a single exon.